AUGGAAUUAACAUUUUCCAAAAUGACAGUAGACACGAAACUUGCACAGGAACAUGUCAAAAGGAAUAAAGGUCUGUCAGAGUUAUAUGAUGAUUAUGAGGGCAAUGUUAAGGAAGGUCCCUCUAGAUAUGGAGGAGUUUUUGUAGAAAGCUCCAAUUCUAACGACAGAGAUAAAAUACAGAAUAUUAUGUGGAAGUUGGCUAUAAACUUGAAACAGAGCAGUGAACUGAUAGUACAACUGGAAUAUCACUUCAGAAAAAUUCCAGUAGAAGACACCAAGGCACAAUUAAAUGUUCUUAUACAGUACAUCAACAGCUAUUCAGCAUGGACAGAUAAGUUUUUAUCAUGUAUUGAAGACUUUUUGUUUCGUGAUCAUCUUCUUGUAUUGACACAUAUGGUGUUAAUGAUGGUACGUAAUGACAAGAUCACCCUCUACACAUCCACCAAGGAGCCCGUGGCAAUCUGUCACCUGUUUGUAACUCUAUGCCGUGACGCUGGAUACCAGACUAUACAGUUAGAUUGUCGAAAUGAUGACUUUACGACAAACAGAGCAGAUAUCAAGCACGGUACUGUGGCCGUUGUCUCCGAGGAUGCCGAUGUCGACUCUGCAGUUGAUAAGUUUCUCUCGUCGCCCAAACAGGUGCCCUGGUACUUGCGCAGGAUUCUGGUACAAGAGAGUGUUUACAAGCCAUUCAAGGACGCACUCAACUGGAAAUGUUCUUUGAAACAAAACGAUAAGAACACUGUUCCACCCAGCGCGUUGUGUUCUCAAGUUCUCACAUAUGAAGGACGAACGUUCAUCGUAGACCCUGUGGAAGUUGUGGAGGAGGAGCAGUCGUUCAUCACUGUCGAAGCUUACAGGACAACUAAAGAAAUGAUAUCGAUGCUACAACAAGACAAUCCUCACUACUUGUCAUUAUGGAUAAAUGGAAUAGGACAAAUUAAUGAAGUGACUCAGAGUACGAACUCGGCUGCCGUGUGGGUGAACAACAUCGGCGACAUCAGAGGACCCCCAACCGUAGCAAAAGCGCUCUAUCCCUCAUUUUCAAAUAUUAAUAAAGAGUAUUACUAUAGGAGAUUCGACGACAAAAAUGAUAAGAUCGUCAAGCUUGUCAAGCUCUCUCAGUCGUGGUCGAAACUUGAUAUUGAACGUCGUCGCGAUAUUCUUAUCAAUGUACUAGGAAAAUAUAUAUCAUCUGACUCCCAAGACAACGACUUUAAUGGCGGAAAGAAUUCACUUAUGAACUUCACAAACGAAUCUUUUGUGCAAGCUGGAAAAGAUUAUACUUGUACGGGAGUGUGGAAACCUGUAGGAUUCAUUCCAAUCACAAAACCCGAACUGACGUCUUUAAAUCUAGCAGUUCAUUUAAUCUUACAAGGUAAUGCGUUAGUUUUGUACGGACUUUCAACUCCAGCAGAAGCCCCGUACGUCGAACUACUUGAAGCAGCAGGAGUGCCUGUUGUUAUUGCUCAAUGUAGUCCCACUGGAAAAUUCCAAGCAAAAAUUUAUUUUUUAGGCGGGGAAACUCAAACCCUGCGAGUCAUUUGGACAAACUCCGGAACAAUUUUCGCUAACUAA
Spodoptera littoralis (African cotton leafworm) is the source of this 1578-nucleotide messenger RNA. The record is from the annotation of a GenBank genome assembly. NCBI's taxonomy places the organism in Eukaryota, Metazoa, Arthropoda, Insecta, Lepidoptera, Noctuidae.